GCGCGCUCAUGGCUCCUCUGUGCGAACGAAAGACUCACGGGACAUAACGAGGCUGUGGGGAGAGGAUCAAGCAGAAGGUUUGGAAAUGGACGCAACAGUUUUUUAAGGACAAACAUGAAUUCCGAGGUGCUUUCCACCAGAGGCAGUUGGAUUGAAAUGUUCCAGGAUAACUCUUUACCAUGGCCGUCGUCUCCUCCUCAAUCUUCCACCUCCUCCGCCCCUAACUCCAUCUCCCUGGGCCUCGCUGACUCUCCGCCGCAGCAGGCUCCCUCCAAAACCCGCCUAGAACUCUUCCACAAACUGGGCUACUCCACGGAGCAGGUCGAGGAGGUGCUGCGCAAGUUCGGCCCGGGGAUGGACACGGAUAAAGUGCUGGAGAAGCUGAUGAAGAUCGGGGAGGCGGAGCAGCCGAACCCCCAGGCCGUGCGGAUGAACAUCCCCAUCGUCCGGGGGGAGGCGAGGACGGAGCGGGCCCCAGCGCAGGUCCCUCCGCCAGGGUCAGGACCGAGCCCGGGCCCCGAGGAGAGCGGAGAGGAGGACGACCCGUACAGGCACAUAGUGAUAGACGGGAGCAACGUGGCCAUGAGUCAUGGGAAUAAGGAGGUGUUUUCCUGUCUGGGAAUCCAGAUCGCUGUGAACUUCUUCCUGGAACGAGGCCAUAAAAGUGUGACUGUGUUUGUGCCGUCCUGGAGGAGCGAGAAACCACGCCCCGAUGUGCCAAUCUCAGAUCAGCACAUUUUGCGAGAGUUGGAGAAGAGGAAGUUGCUGGUCUUCACGCCAUCGAAGCGCGUUAACGGUAAACGGAUAGUUUGCCACGACGACCGCUACAUCGUGAAGCUGGCGUACGACACAGACGGGCUAAUCGUGUCCAACGACCUGUACCGCGACCUGCAGCGCGAGAACCCCGAGUGGAAACGCUUCAUCCAAGAACGACUAAUCAUGUUCACCUUCGUCAACAACAUGUUCAUGCCUCCCGAUGACCCAAUGGGGAGACAUGGUCCUUCUCUGGAUGACCUGCGGCGCAAAUCUCCCAUCGUCCAGAAGAAGGGCCCCUGUCCUUACGGAAAGAAGUGCACGUUUGGGAUCAAGUGCCGCUUCCUGCACCCGGAGCGUCCCAAACAGUCCAACCAGAGCGUGGCCGACGAACUGCGCAGCCGCAGCUCUCUACCGCCCCCUACGCCUGCGCCCGGGCACAGCCUGUCUCUGGUGGAGGACAUGGCCAAAAAACUGACUCUGGGCGGCUCCAUGAAGAAAGAGCAUCAUUCAGACACCAGUACCAUUCCACAUGGGACAAGCUCUCACAGCAAAGGCCACAGCAAGAAGAGCUGCUCUAAGAAGGACAGAAAACCUCGGCACAGCUCACUGGAGCAGAGCUCGCUCUCCAGCGUCGACUCCCACGAUCUGGACUCUGGUCUGGGCUCCAUCGACCCGCACAUUGACACCCCCUAUGGGACGAGCCUGUACUCCCAGCCCCACAGCGCCCCCUGCCACAACUGUCACGUCACUGUUUCUCACCACUGCUUCCAGCAGCCCCCACACGUCACCCAAUCAGAAAUGAACCUAGCUUACAACAUGGCUCCUUAUCCAAACUACGGCUCGUACAGUGGCGGGAUGCAAGCGUACAGUCAUCCUCCAGAGUUUCAGCACAGCGUGCACAGACCGCCACAGCCAGUGUACUGGUCUGAUCCCGUAUAUGGCGCCCCCUAGAGCCAUGUGCAGGGUACCGGAGGAGAGUUCACAGUGGGAGCAGAGCCAAGUGAGCGCAGGACACACUAAAGACCAGAGAGAGGGAGUUCGAAAGAAGUUACUGGCGAUUUUCAGCGCGCAGUUGGUGGAUACGGCAAUGAAUCUGAACCCCCAACUUUUAGAUCCUCAAAGAUUAGCAGCAGAGAUACUGAGGCUGCAGAGUCAGGGAUUGUAAAAUAAAAUAAAUGUCAGAGACAUUUUUGGACAUAAACACAAAAGGAGAAAAACAUGCUUGAUAAAUUUUGAAAGUUGGUUAGAUGUAAGUGGACUGAUGUACUGUAUGUUCUAUACGGGUCUUAAGUGGUUGGACACUUUCAGUCAAAGCACAAUGCAAAAUGAAUGGACAGUGCUAGACUCACAACACAAAGGUUCUCGGUUCAAUUCCUGGACUCUGGAGCCAUCUGUGUGGAGUUUGCAUGUUCUCUCUGUGUCUGGGUUCUUUGGGUGUUCUGGUCUCUCCCAUCAACCUGCACAAUAGGCAAACUCCUCCAGCGAAGUAGUCUUUGUGAUCAUGAUCUCAACUUUCUUUGUGAAGAAAGAGCAAAUGAAUGGACCUGCAGAUCAGUGACAUUAUGGACAUGUGCUUGAUGUAGAGAAACGACUGUAGGUUCUUAGCUAAAAGCUCUGGAGCGUGUCUGAAGACGUAAGAUGUUGUUGACCAUUUUCAAAAUGAAUGUUAUUGUAAAAGUUCUGACCAAGAAUUCUUGGUUUACUCCUGGUUUCGACCUCCUGGGUUAAUCCAGGUUUAGUACUGGUUUAUUUCAUAUUUAGUCCUGGAUUAGACUAGGUUUAGUCCAGGUUUAGUUCAGGUUUAGUACCGGAUUAGUCCUGUUUUAGGCCUCAUGGUUUAAUCCUCCUGGUGUAGACUGUGGUUAAAUCCUGGAUUAGUCCUGGUUUAGAUCUUCUGGUUUAGACCUGGUUUAGACUUGGCUAAAUCCUGGUUUAGACCAGGUUUAAGCCUGGUUUAGGUUUCCUGGUUUAGACCUGGUUGAAUCCUGGUUGAGUCCUGGAUUCUGGUGAUGUGGUCUGCAGGUGGUAUCCAGUUUGCAGAUCACAGUUGAACUAAAGCUGCCUCAGUCUCAGUUAAAGCAGCGUCCUGUUGAUGCAAAUUGCAUCUUUAUAUAAACUUCAAUUAUUCAAGUAUCAAUAUAUCAAUGCAGCAAUAAACAAAUGGUACAGGUUCACACUUGUUCUGUGCAAAUACCUUAAGCCUCUCAUAGUUUCACUUUUGUUUGUGUUAUUACAUUCAUUCAUGACUCAGAUUACUUGUCUGUAUAUUUGUUCUCUUUUUGGAGUAAUGGAUUACUUAUUGUAUGUCUUAUCAUUUAAAGAGGGGCUAUUAUGCAAAAUCUAUUUUAUUUUCAUUUUUUAGCUUUCCACCAUGUUAUAAGGUUAUUCCCUCAUCAAAAACAAGCCUGAAGAGGUUUUAGACAACAUCCUUGCAUGUUUGAGUAAUCUAGUGAUCUCUCCCACGCCCUAUUUGAACCCUCCUUAUGGUCAGCAGUACCGUACUGUACAAGGCUCCACCCACAAGCCCCAUCACCUGCGCCCUCACACGACAGUUCUCCGUAAAUAUAGAAAACCGUGAUACAAAACUGUGCACUACAACUUCACAACUUGAUGUGAUGUGCAGUAGCUUCAUUUUCAAAACAGUAUUCUUCUUCAUCUUCUGGCUGUUGUGGCUCAUUUGAAUCUUGUAAGAAAUCACUGAAAACUAUUAUAUUAUAUUGAAAUGGUCAUAAUUUGUUCUACAUGCUGUAUUUAAUAUAAUAAUCCAGGCUCCUCUUGCAUAAUGUAGCGUAAAAUGCAUGUUCCAGGUUGUGUCUUUACUGUUUUCAAAGCCCCUCCCUGUCUCUUAUU
Molecule: messenger RNA, 3606 nt
Organism: Boleophthalmus pectinirostris (great blue-spotted mudskipper)
Lineage: Eukaryota; Metazoa; Chordata; Actinopteri; Gobiiformes; Gobiidae
Gene: zc3h12ab
Product: zinc finger CCCH-type containing 12Ab
Exons: 6
Coding region: 115-1707 (530 amino acids)
Biological process (GO): 3'-UTR-mediated mRNA destabilization; nuclear-transcribed mRNA catabolic process, RNase MRP-dependent
Cellular component (GO): cytoplasmic ribonucleoprotein granule; nucleus
Molecular function (GO): mRNA binding; metal ion binding; RNA endonuclease activity
Source: RefSeq, a predicted model, not a curated record